UCAAUCUACCAGCACAUCUUGGCCCUAGAAUUUGCCAUCAAAGAAAUCAACAGAAACCCUCAUCUUUUACCCAAUCACACUCUUGGUUUUCAGAUCUAUAACACCUACUUCAUGACAAGUUGGACGUAUCGUGCCUCACUGGAACUUUUCUCUACAAAGGGCCAGUUCAUCUCUAACUACAACUGUGAUACACAGCACCGACCAAUAGCAGUCCUUGGAGGACCUACUGCUGAUGUGUGUCUACACAUGGCUACCAUCCUGUCCCUUUACAAGAUGCCACAGUUAAUGUAUGGUUCCUCCACUGAAAGUAGUACAGAAAAAGAAGCUAUUCUGUAUCAACAAAUGUUCCCGAUUAUGGACCAUCAAUAUAAAGGAAUCUUUCAAUUACUGUUGCAUUUCCAAUGGACGUGGAUUGGCAUAUUGACUGGGGAUAGUGAUAAUGGUGAGAAGUUCAUACAAGAUCUGGUUCCCAUGUUAUCCCAGAAGGGGAUCUGUCUAGACUUCAUUGAAAGAUUUCCCAUUGUUGAUUAUUCGAAUAACAUUGCUGAGGUGGUGGAUGUGGGACUUGUAAUGUACAUGGUGGUUAUGAAAAGCACUGUUAAUGUACUACUGGUCCAUGGUGAAAUUUAUGGAAUUUUAAUUCUGAGGCUUCUUUCCACUAAUUUGAAAGAGGAAGAUGCACCAUUAUGGAGACAGGGUAAAAUCUGGGUUAUGACAGCUGAGAUGGACUUCACUUCGCUUCCCUUUCUGAGGAAUAGUGACCUAGUCUUCCUCCAUGGUGCUCUGUCUUUUGCAAUUCAUUCAGAGAAGGUGUCAGGAUUCCAAGAAUUUGUUCAGAUGAAGAACCCCAUCUUAGAAAAAGAAAAUAGCUUUAUCAAGCUCUUCUGGGAAAGUGCCUUUGAAUGUUCCUUCUCCAUCUCUGUUAUGAAUGAAGAUAAAAAUGAGGUUCCCUGCACUGGGAAGGAAAAACUGGAAACUCUUCCUACAUCUGUGUUUGAAAUGGACAUGACUAGCCAUAGCUACUGCAUCUACAAUGCCAUCCAUGUGGUGGCACAUGCUUUGCAUGACUUCCAUUCAUUGAUGGUGGAAUACAGAGCUAGAGGACAUGAAGCCAAACUGGAACAUCUGGAUCAAAAGCUCUGGAAAGUCCAACCUCUGUCUUUAUGCAAUAAGAAGUGCCAUUCAGGUUAUACUAGGAGCAAGAUAGAAGGGAAGCCAUUUUGUUGCUAUGAUUGUCUGAAAUGUCCACAUGGGAAGAUUUCAAAUCACGUAGAUAUGGACGAUUGCUUUCAGUGUCCAGAAGAUCAAUAUGCAAAUGCUAACCAGGAUUUGUGUCUUCCAAAGAUUGCAACGUUUUUGAUGUAUGAAGAACCUCUGGGGAUCAUUUUGGUCAGUUUUGCUCUUUUCUUUUCUUUGGUCACAGUUGGAGUCCUUUGGAUCUUUAUUAAACAUCAGGACACUCCCAUAGUCAAAGCCAACAACCGGAAUCUCACCUAUGUUCUCCUUAUUGCUCUCUUCUUGUCUUUUCUUUGUUCAUUAUUAUUCCCUGGAAAACCAGGCACGGUGACGUGCCUCCUUCGCCAAACUGCCUUCGGGAUCAUCUUCUCUGUGGCUAUUUCUUGUGUCUUGGCCAAAACCAUCAUUGUUGUUCUGGCUUUCAUGGCCACCAAGCCUGGGUCUAAGAUGACCAAAUGGGUGGGGAGAAGAUUGGCCAUGUCCAUUGUGUUGGGCUGCAGUUUAAUUCAAGGAAUUAUUUGCAUUAUAUGGGUGAUGACUUCUCCCCCAUUCCCAGAUGCUGACACAAAUUCAGGGGCAAAAGAAAUCUUUCUGCAGUGUAAUGAAGGUUCAGUCUUCAUGUUCUACUGUGUUUUGGGUUAUAUGGGCUUCCUUGCCUUUAUCAGUUUCACAGUGGCUUUUCUAGCUAGAAAAUUGCCUGAUGCUUUCAAUGAAGCCAAGUUUAUCACCUUCAGCAUGUUGGUCUUCUGCAGUGUCUGGCUGUCCUUUGUUCCAUCAUAUCUGAGCACCAAAGGAAAAUACAUGGUUGCAGUAGAGGUCUUCUCCAUUAUAGCGUCUAGUGUUGGGUUAUUGAUUUGCAUUUUUUUCUCUAAAUGCUACAUCAUUCUCUUGAAGCCUGCACUAAACAAUAGAGAACAGUUAAGAAGGAAAACAUAAAAUUAUUUGUACUAUUAUUUCUUUUCUUUUUUUAUUAGGAAACGUGUAAAAUACACAAAACUUAGAAGUAC
This is a messenger RNA of Thamnophis elegans (Western terrestrial garter snake), 2243 nucleotides long. Its product is annotated as vomeronasal type-2 receptor 26-like. Lineage: Eukaryota; Metazoa; Chordata; Lepidosauria; Squamata; Natricidae. Gene Ontology annotation, molecular function: G protein-coupled receptor activity. The record is from RefSeq and is a predicted model, not a curated record. The coding region runs from base 112 to 2172 and encodes 686 amino acids. Gene Ontology annotation, biological process: G protein-coupled receptor signaling pathway. Gene Ontology annotation, cellular component: membrane. The transcript has 4 exons.